Messenger RNA from Morchella sextelata, 2145 nucleotides. RefSeq lists its product as uncharacterized. NCBI's taxonomy places the organism in Eukaryota, Fungi, Ascomycota, Pezizomycetes, Pezizales, Morchellaceae. The coding region runs from base 1 to 2145 and encodes 714 amino acids. Gene Ontology annotation, biological process: metal ion transport; transmembrane transport. Gene Ontology annotation, cellular component: membrane. The transcript has 6 exons. Gene Ontology annotation, molecular function: metal ion transmembrane transporter activity. The record is from RefSeq and is a predicted model, not a curated record.
AUGACAAUCGCCCUUUCUCCGGAGCCACAUUCGCUUCAAGACUUUGUGGGAUAUAUGAACCAUGAUACCUUCGCAUUCAACGCCGUAUUUUUCGAACUUUUCGACGAAGACAACCCUAAUCAACGCAAAGCCACGGUUUCCGCUCCUAAGUCGUACGGAGGUAAGAAGUUUGGAUCUCAGUGGGAGGGCGUCUUUGCGCCCAAAAACAUAAACCGCCAUUCCAAGCCUAAGAAUAUCCGCCAGACAACGCUUUCUCUUGUAUUUGAUUCCAUGGCCACGGAAACCGGGACAAACUGGACAGUGACAUCGAUAGGCGAAUAUUCUGAUGACAAGGCCUUCGAAAAGCCUCGUAAUGUGAAGGAUGUGGAGAAAUACACAGCACCGGAGGAAGUGUUUCUGGAUAAGUUGGCGAGAGUGAUUGAUUGGGCGGUUGAUGAUGGGAUGUGGAAAGUCUUGGACCAACUUGAGAUGGAACUGGGAGAUCGGGCCGACGCGCUGUUUUUUACAGAAGAGAACGAGAAGCUGCUCUUUGACGAUCACCAAUUCUCGAGGACAAAGCGGUACCACUGGGCUCUACAAUGGCUUAAGAAGAUGUCCGACGGUAUCAAUGAAUUUGUCACUGCCAUUGAAGAGUUCGAGAAAAUAUCCCUCCCCAAUCUACGCAGAAACGCACAAGCGCAUAGAAUACGGUCGAGAGUGAGAAUGACGAAAGCUGAGCUCAGUUCCGAAAAGGUGUUUGAAAGGAAGGUUGAGAGGGCAAAGAAGCUUAGGGCAAAGAUCGAGGCAAAAUAUUCCGAGAUCAAAGAUUUUAGAGACGCCUUGGUCAGCGCUUCUGGUGUGUUAGAAUCACGGGCAGCAGUUUCUCAGGCUGAAAGCAUGCACACGCUCACAGUAUUGAUGAUCAUAUUUCUUCCGCUUACUGUCGUGAUCGCAUUAUAUAGCAUGCCGUUUAUGCCUGAAACAUAUCAGACUCUCAGCGCCUUUGGAGUAACAAUGGGGCUAGUCAUCAUGACUACUUUAAUCCUGGGACUCAACCUCGGAAGUAUCAUCUUGAUAUUUGCGAAUAAAUCGCAAAGAUUCGGCACGUACCUACAGUCGUCAAUGCUCGUGGUCGGAGACUCCUGGGCAGAAAAGGGAAAGCUUUUACAAGAUACGGACGAGGCGGAGAAUCUUGUAAGAAGAGGAAAACGUGUUCCUUCUGAGCUUUGGUACACAUGGUAUUGCAUGGUGUGGAUUUUGUUCCUCCUCCCUGCAACCGAACUCUAUAAAAUUGGUGGCUUGAGGUGCCUCAUGAACACCGGAUAUGUCAAAAUGACAGCCAGCUCUCGGUCUAAUCCCCCGAACCAUUCCGAGCCGCUUUGGGCUAUCGCAAUAAUCCCAUUAAGGAUCGCAUUGCUACCAGUACAUUUUCUAACCAUCAUUGCCGAUUAUUUCCUGUUGCUGAUUUUUUCCAAAACACUUCUUGGAUGGGAUUGCUCAUCUAGAGGUUUCAUGCCCACCCCCGCAAAACCGAUGAGUCCGAGACAGGGGACGAUUAAGGGGGAUAUCGAUUUAGACGAAAAUAUCAGACCGCCAUGGAAGCAACGGUUGUGGGAUCCCAUCGCCAUUUUGAAAGAAAUACCAACCCGUGGCAUUGGUAAAUAUCGGCAACCUGAGAAUCAAAUACAAAAUAAGUCGACACCCGUGGAUUAUUCGGGAAAUGGAGAAUAUGCGCAUAGCUCAAUGGACCUACUCCUCAAAGAUAUUGUGAAGCAUGAGAAGGAUAUCGGUCUAAGAACAAGCGUUUUUAGCGGAUCAGGAACCGCCUUUGGCGGUAUAAAAAGAUCAGGACCUGUUGAAAUAGUGUUUUCGAGCGUGUCUGACAACAUGAGUAUUCGAUCGGGUCUUAUCAGUCCGGCGCUGUCAGAGCGACCACCACAAUCAACAUCAGAUCCAGAGCAAGGUUCAUACACUCUUCCACCUGUAUCACCUGUAUCACCAAAAUCAGCUACAUCACCAACUUUACCAAUGAUGUCCGCCCUAACGUCGAAUAAGUCAUGGGAAUUGCCGCACUUGGGAAAUCUUGGUCGCACAAUGAGUAGGAACCGAGGGCAAGAGGUUGAUCCUGAGAGAGGGGAGAGACAAACUUUUAUUAUCCCCGAGUGA